Molecule: messenger RNA, 1724 nt
Organism: Crotalus tigris (Tiger rattlesnake)
Lineage: Eukaryota; Metazoa; Chordata; Lepidosauria; Squamata; Viperidae
Gene: NIPA2
Product: NIPA magnesium transporter 2
Exons: 6
Coding region: 360-1445 (361 amino acids)
Biological process (GO): magnesium ion transport
Cellular component (GO): membrane
Molecular function (GO): magnesium ion transmembrane transporter activity
Source: RefSeq, a predicted model, not a curated record
CGGCCGCGGUCGGUGUGAGCAGGAGGAAGACCGGCGCGGGUUACUGGCAGCGCCCACGGAACGCGAUGCGCAACCCCAGUAGUACCUGAAGGAGAAUCUCCAUGGCGACGGUGGGAGUUUGGGAAGGUUCCUCGGCUUUCUCGUCCACCGGCAGUGGUGGUGGAGACAAUUGCCGUCCUUCCGCGGCUGCAGCGGCCGCAGUCCCUCUCGGAGCUCACGAGAUGUGAGGACGAUCGCUGUCGCUGAAGGGAACUUCGCCCCGAACAGGUUCCAGUUUGUCAUCAUCUUGCUUCCAAUAUCAGCAGCAGCUUUGUUCCUUGAUCAAUGUGACAGUUUGGAAAACCUUAGCAGUUGACGAAAUGAUUGAGAGUCGGGGAAAAUAUGAUUUCUAUAUUGGGCUUAUGCUGGCAAUGAGUUCCAGUCUUUUCAUUGGAGGGAGUUUCAUCCUGAAGAAAAAGGGUCUCCUUCGAUUGGCAAGAAAAGGCUCCAUGAGAGCAGGACAAGGUGGCCAUGCAUACCUUAAAGAGUGGCUAUGGUGGGCUGGACUCUUGUCAAUGGGAGCUGGCGAAGUUGUUAACUUUGCUGCAUAUGCAUUUGCACCAGCUACAUUAGUGACCCCAUUGGGAGCUCUCAGUGUUCUUGUAAGUGCCAUUCUUUCAUCAUACUUCUUAAACGAAAAGCUUAAUUUACAUGGAAAAAUUGGGUGUUUGUUAAGCAUACUUGGUUCCACUGUGAUGGUCAUUCAUGCACCUCAGGAAGAGGAAGUUGAAACGUUGAGUGAAAUCUCCCACAAGUUAGGGGAUCCAGGUUUUGUGGUCUUUGCAACACUCAUUGUCAUUGUAUCCUUGAUCAUGAUCUUUGUAGUAGGACCCCGACAUGGGCAGACCAACAUUCUUGUGUACAUAACAAUUUGCUCAGUCAUUGGAGCUUUAUCCGUAUCCUGUGUAAAAGGUUUGGGCAUUGCUAUAAAGGAACUUUUUGCAGGAAAAGCUGUGCUGAAACAUCCAUUGGCCUGGAUUUUGCUGCUAAGUCUUAUUGCUUGUGUAAGCACACAGAUUAAUUAUUUAAAUCGGGCCCUGGACAUAUUCAACACUUCUAUAGUGACACCAAUCUAUUAUGUGUUUUUCACAACAUCUGUUUUAACCUGUUCUGCGAUCCUCUUCAAGGAAUGGCAACACAUGGCAGCUGAUGACAUUAUUGGCACAUUUUGUGGCUUUAUCACUAUAAUCGUGGGGAUAUUUUUAUUGCAUGCCUUUAAGGAUGUCAAUUUUUCCCUAUCAAAUUUGCCUGUGACAUUGCAUAAAGAUAACAAAGGAAUAAAUGGCUGUGUGCCAAGCACAUAUGAACUAUUUAAUCACGAUGAAGAAAGUGCUACUCGCAUAAGUGACCUACACUCCCCUGAUGGAAUAUCUUCCAGGAGAAAUGGAAAUCUGUCAGCUUCCUAAAGAAAACAAUUCUGUAACUUUUGUUUCAUUGUGAAAAGCCAGUUUUACAACAUUUUUCAAGCAGAUAUGUUUAAAUAGUACUGUAGACAAUCAUUUUUUUUAGAUUUGACUAGCUUGGACCAAGAGCAGUGGUGGAUUUUUAUUUGCCUUACUCUUAAUUUAAAAAUACUAAAGAACCCCACUCUCUUAUUUGCUUAACUUAGUAUAAACAUGUAAAUAUUCUGUUUUUGUUUAAGACUAAUUACAGUUUUAACAAAUAAAAUGCUUUAUUUCUGAUGA